AUGGCAUCCGAGUCCACCACCGCGACGGCGCAGCCGGCGAGCAAGCGUUGGUCGUACUUUCAUUCGGCAUUACAGCUCGCCAUCCAAAGAUCUUCUCAUAAAUGGACCUAUGAGGAUUUCACGGAAUGCUUCUCGGCAUGGUGUGAGGAACAACCAGAAAACGCGUCUCGCAUUUUUACAACUGUUUCGAGGCAUAUGGAAGAUCAGAUUACCGAACACUGCGAAGAGCUACUGCGGCAGUUUAACGUCCGCGAGAACUUGGAUAAUUUACACACGGUCGUGACUGAAGCUAGAGCGCGUAGGCAGAAAGGAUAUGAAGGCAAGGAUGUUUGGAAGGAAGAUCUGAACCCUGGUGCUGCUGUGCGGGCACGGACCGUGCCACUCCUAGAGAAAGAGAGAGAUCGGUUACGUGCCGAACUCGGUCAGCUGGAGAAUGAAAACAUCAAGCUGCAAAGUGAAAUGCAAAGCAACGUCAGAGGGAGAGAAGAAGCCGAUGCGGAGACAUCGAGACUACUCGAUCUCCUGGACGAGAUCUAUGCCAAGUGGAAUCAUAUUCCGAUAGAGGAGAUUCAAUCAUGGACGUUGCAAACUGCAGAGUCUGUCACCAGCAGCAGACCUGUGUGA
Molecule: messenger RNA, 624 nt
Organism: Fibroporia radiculosa
Lineage: Eukaryota; Fungi; Basidiomycota; Agaricomycetes; Polyporales; Fibroporiaceae
Exons: 5
Coding region: 1-624 (207 amino acids)
Biological process (GO): chromosome segregation
Cellular component (GO): MIS12/MIND type complex
Source: RefSeq, a predicted model, not a curated record